UUAUUACUUUUUGGUGUGCAUUAAAAAAACUUCAUAUAAGCUAAUACUUUUUUAGCUUACAGUCAUUACCAUAUAGUCUUACUCUGUAUGCCCUCUUCUGAGGUUCAGCUGGAAGUUACUGCUGAUUGGACCCUGGGUUUCCGUGUGGACACUUUGGCAGUUUGAAUGUGAGACAAAAGGGAUUGUUUUCUGGAAAAAAGUUUAUCAUUUCACAGAGGCAAAAGAAAACAUCUUUUGGGUGUCUCUCAUGGAUACUAUUGGGGUAGGAACGUUGCUCCUUCUGGUCAUAACCAGCAUUUUCUUGUACCUGACUUGGAACCAAAUGUACAGGAAACAUAACCUUCCUCCAGGUCCAACGCCUCUCCCGCUGAUCGGAAACUUGCUGCAUAUAAAGCUGGGUGACAUGCCAGAAUCACUAAUGAAGCUGAGGGACCAGUAUGGCCCAGUCUAUACGUUGUUCUUUGGCAUGCGACCUGUGGUUUUCAUUUGUGGCUAUCAGGCGGUGAAGGAAGCUCUUGUAGAUUAUGCAGAGAUAUUUGGCGCUCGAGGAAGAGUUGCUUCAAUAGAUAAAUUUACUCAGGGAUAUGGAAUUGGUUUUGCAAAUGGAGAAUGCUGGAAGCAAAUGCGACAGUUCUCAUUUAAGACCCUAAGGGACUUUGGACUUGGGAAGAAAAGCACAGAGUUGAAGAUUCAGGAGGAGGCACAGAAUCUGGUGAAUGAAAUUAAAAAAACAAAUGGUUUACCAAUAGAUCCAUCUAAAAUGAUUAUGGAUGCUGUAUCCAACGUAUUUUUUUUUAUUAUAUUUGGAAACCAAUCUGAGGAUGAGGAUGAGAGAUUUACAGAGAUAGUCAAUUUUACAGGAGAGGUCAUAAGCCUUAUGAGCACAACUUGGGCACAGAUAGAAGACACAUUUCCAGAGCUGAUGAAAUACAUCCCAGGGCCACACAAAAAGAUCAUAGAUGUAUCAGAAGAACUGGUUAAAUGUAUACAAAAGAGAGUGGAGAUCAAUCAAGCAUCAUUAGAUCCUACUUGCCCCAGGGAUUAUAUUGAUUGUUUCCUUAUCAAGAUGGAGCAGGAAAAACGCAAUCCUAACACAGAGUUCACCAUGAAAAAUCUCUUGAUAUCGGUUCACAAUCUACUUCUUGGUGCUACAGGUAGCGUUGGUAUCACACUGAGGCACGCGCUCUUAAUAUUAGGGUCGUAUCCUGAGAUGCAAGGAAAACUUCAUGAGGAAAUUGACCAGGUGAUCGGAAGAAACAGACUUCCACUGCUGUCUGACCGGAGCCAAAUGCCUUAUACAGAAGCCGUGAUCAAUGAAGUCCAGAGAUUUGUUGAUCUUGUUCCACUAAAUGUCACACAUUCAGUGACAAAAGACAUCCAGUUUCAAGGAUAUACUAUCCCCAAGGGCACUGAUGUCUACCCAUUGCUCUGUACUGUUCACCGUGAUCCCAACCAAUUCUCUACACCGUACAAAUUCAACCCCAACCACUUCCUAGAUGAGAAUGGUCAAUUCAAGAAGAAUGAAGCUAUGAUGGCUUUUUCUGCAGGGAAGCGGAGAUGUCCCGGGGAGGGCCUCACAAUCAUAGAACUGUUUCUAUUCCUCACCAUCAUCCUGCAAAGCUUCACCUUAACCUCAGAGAGAAAGAUUACUGAUGACGAUAUUGCCUCUAAAUUAACUGGAUUUCUACAUCACCUCAUGGAUGUUAAAUUCUCCUUUACUGCUCGAUAAUAUUUUUUUCAACUUACAAAAUGUAUUUGAAAAGUUUGCCUAUGAAUGUUAUUUUACUUUGUUGAUGUCUAUGUUCAUCACUAAUGUAUGUAACUAUUGUGGUAAGGUCACUGGAAGAACAGUCUCAAUGGCGUGGUAACUGUAUUUUCAAACAGUUUUAUUCAGAGAAAAACAAACACCUAGAUUACGAGUUUUGCGUUAACAGGGGUGCGGUGCUAACGAGCAGUUUUCCCUCACCUCUCACCUACAGACAACGCUGGUAUUACGGGUUUUUACACACCCGGCGUUAGCCGCAGAAAAGUGAGCGGAGAGCAAAAUUUUGCUCCACAUCUCACCUCAAUACCAGCGCUGCUUACGGUAGCGGUGAGCUGGCAAAACGUGCUCAUGCACGAUUUCCCCAUAGGAAUCAAUGGGGGAGAGCCGGCUGAAAAAAACCUAACACCUGCAAAAAAGCAGCGUUCAGCUCUUAACACAUCCCCAUUAAUUCCUAUGGGGAAACAUUUUUAUGUCUACACCUAACACCCUAACAUGAACCCCGAGUCUAAACACCCCUAAUAUUACACUUAUUAACCCCUAAUUCAAUUAGAUCUUAAAAAUUGGGCAAAGUUACCGCUGUCACUGCGGCAAAAAUUAAUUUGAUAAAAAUGAUUAUAUUACCCAAAUUGCUGUACAUAAUGCAAAAUAUCCCAAUCCCCCUAACAAAACUAGAUCUUAAAUGCUUGGAUAGUUCUAUCAGGCUGUUUGUAUGGGGGACGGGUAAGAAACGAAUUACCUUACAGAAAUUUUCGCAUCCCAGACAAUGUGGAGGUUUAGCACUUCCCAGCUUUUCGACCUAUAAUAAAAUAUGUUUGGCAAAGGUUGCCAUGGAUUGGCUUACUGGAGGGUCGCAUGUUGCUUCUAUCGAAAUAGAGCAAAAAUUGGUCACUCCGUUCAACCUGGUGGCUCUAUUACACUGUCCUAUUAAGGAUAUACCGCACAAGAUUAAAAUUAAAUCUACAAUAUUCCACAUUAUUAAAGCAUGGCAGUUUAUUAGGUCCUCUAUGAAGGACAGCCCACUAAUUUCAGAAUCUGUACCUAUUGUAGGGAAUCCGUGUUUUAUUCCGGGUAUCAGGAACAAUUUAUUUAGUAGAUGGACUACGUCGGGUCUGCAGUACCUAUUACAAUUUAGGGAUCCAGAAACUACUGGGGUAUAUACUUUCGCAGCCUUAAGAACUCGCUACCAGCUUAAAAAUACAGAUUUUUAUGCCUAUUUACAGGUGCGGCACUGGUACACUGAGACCAUCAAAGACCCUGCUAGAGAACAUUUACACCCAGGUAUUAAAAUGGGCCUUGCCCUGUUUAAGGCAGGCAAACACGCCAUCAGCUAUUGGUAUAGGAUGGUGCUUCUCGAGAUCGGGGAAGCGAAUUUAUUAGAUAUUUACUCAAAAUGGAGUAGAGAUAUUCAAACUCUAGAUCCCGAUAAAAUAAAACACAGUACAAUUCUGGUGGAACAUGCUACCUUAUCUGCGUCUUGGCGAGAGUCACACUUCAAAGUCAUAAAUCGUAUUAAUAUAACCCCGGCUAGCCUAAAUAGAUGGUUUGGGAAUUCACUGCAUUUGUGCCCUCGCUGUAGCUCUUUAGAUGCCGACCUGGUCCAUAUGAUUUGGAGAUGUGCAAAGAUUCAACAAUUUUGGCGAAGAAUCCAAUUCUGGCUGAAUAGGGUACUCUCUAUCCAGAUAGUAUUGGAACUGCAACAUAUAAUUUUCCUAAUAGAUCGGAGUGAUCUUGUGGAAUAUGUCCCCAAUAUCGAUUAUAUAAACACAGUAAUUUUGGGAGGGAGAUAUCUCAUUCUGAAAAACUGGAAAUCUACAAGGGCACCAACAAUUAAUAACCUAACCUUAUUGCACUCCCAAUACAUAUUAGAACAACUUGACAGCCUUAACACUGGAACAGAUUUGAAUGUAAGUGGUUAGAAUUUAUCAGAAGAUAUAGAAAUAAUAUAGAAAGAUAGUUGAAAACGCUAAUUUAUUUUUUUAUUUUUUUUCUCUCUUCUUCUCUUUUUCUUUCCCGACUGACCGCCCCCCCCCACCCACAUCCCAACAGGACUGUCCAAUAGGACGUGUUUGGAUAUGGUUAGAACCUAACAGUCGAUGUCACAUCUGGUUUAAUAAACUUUGAUGCAGAAAGUGCUUGGUAGUAAUUUUAUGUUAAUUAAUGAAAUAUUAUAUUGAAAGGCUAUUUGUGUGGCUUAGCUUCCUUAAAAUCAGAGGUUUGCUUUCUUUGUUAUAUAUAAAAAUGUCUGCAACACUCUGUGAUGUAACAGAAUGAGGAGGCUCAUGUGUCACUGUAGAUCAAUUGUUAGGACUACUAUUAUUUUGAUGUAUGGAUCUCUACUGUGUGAACUCUGUUGACAUUUGGUGAUUGUUAUGUAAACCUCAAAUAAAUAAUAAAUAAUCAUAAAAAAAAAAAAAAAAGGAAUCAAUGGGGGAGAGCCGGCUGAAAAAAACCUAACACCUGCAAAAAAGCAGCGUUCAGCUCUUAACACAGCCCCAUUAAUUCCUAUGGGGAAAAAAAAUUAUGUCUACACCUAACACCCUAACAUGAACCCCGAGUCUAAACACCCCUAAUCUUACACUUAUUAACCUCUAAUCUGCCGCCCCCGACAUCCCUGACACCUGCAUAAUAUUAUUAACCCCUAAUCUGCCACUCCGGAUACCGCCGCCACCUACAUUAUACUUCUGAACCCCUAAUCUGCUGCCCCCAACAUCGCCGACACCUACAUUAUAUUUAUUAACCCCUAAUCUGCCGCCCCCAAUGUCGCUGCCACCCACCUACACUUAUUAACACCUAAUCUGCUGCCCCCAACGUCGCCACCACUAUAAUAAAGUUCUUAACCCCUAAACCUAAGUCUAACCCUAACACCCCCUAACUUAAAUAUAAUUUAAAUAAAUCUAAAUAAAAUAACUACAAUUAACUAAGUUAUUCCUAUUUAAAACUAAAUAAUUACCUAUAAAAUAAACCCUAACAUAGCAACAAUAUAACUAAUAGUUACAUUGUAGCUAUCUCAGGGUUAUUUUUAUUUUACAGGCAACUUUGUAUUUAUUUUAACUAGGUACAAUAGUUAUUAAAUCGUUAUUAACUAUUGAAUAGCUACCUAGUUAAAAUAAAGUCAAAUUUACCUGUAAAAUAAAUUCUAACCUAAGUUACAAUUACACCUAACACUACACUAUAAUUUAAUUAAUUACCUAAACUAAAUACAAUUAAAUACAAUUAUCUAAAGUACGAAAAAAAUCAAACACUAAAUUACAGAAAAUAAUAAAAUAAUUACAAGUUUUUUAAACUAAUUACACCUAAUCUAAUCCCUCUAAUAAAAUAAAAAGCCCCCCAAAAUAAUAAAAAGCCCUACCCUAUACUAAAUUACAAAUAGCCCUUAAAAGGGCCUUUUGCGGGGCAUUGCCCCAAAGUAAUCAGCUCUUUUACCUGUAAAAAAUAUAUUUCAUAGUAAAAUUCCUUAAACUGAGUAGGGAGAUAACAUGAUUGUGCCUGCACACCAGAUGGACACUCCCUUGCAAGUCCUGGGACUAGCAUCCUGAUUGGAUGCUUAAAUCCCCUUUAUGAUGAAAUGUCAGGAGAUUUUGAGGUAAAAUAUUUUUUCUUUUUUACAUAGAGAUGUUCCAGGCAACUUUUUACAGCUAAGCUUCACCAUUUUUAAGUGCUUCAACAUUUGUGUAUCAUGUAUGUCCCUUUAAGCGUUGUUCACUGUGUUUAAAGGCACAAAAAAUAAAAAAAGUUAAAAUGCUUAAGAA
Molecule: messenger RNA, 5514 nt
Organism: Bombina bombina (fire-bellied toad)
Lineage: Eukaryota; Metazoa; Chordata; Amphibia; Anura; Bombinatoridae
Product: cytochrome P450 2G1
Exons: 10
Coding region: 248-1729 (493 amino acids)
Biological process (GO): xenobiotic metabolic process
Cellular component (GO): cytoplasm; intracellular membrane-bounded organelle
Molecular function (GO): oxidoreductase activity, acting on paired donors, with incorporation or reduction of molecular oxygen, reduced flavin or flavoprotein as one donor, and incorporation of one atom of oxygen; heme binding; iron ion binding
Source: RefSeq, a predicted model, not a curated record